Messenger RNA from Leptosia nina, 255 nucleotides. The record is from the annotation of a GenBank genome assembly. NCBI's taxonomy places the organism in Eukaryota, Metazoa, Arthropoda, Insecta, Lepidoptera, Pieridae.
AUGAGUUUAGUGAGAGCCAGUAUUGCGUCUCUUCUACUCAUUUCCUCUUCACAAAAACUACAAGAGCCCUCCGAAAAUAACUACGUCUCCCCAGAUGUUUUCCUGACUUUUUGUGUGGCACAAAAACAUGUCGCGUACCAGGGUAUAACGUGGGAAACACUCAGAAGUGAUGGAAAAAAGUGCUUCGCAGAUGUUAGCGAAUCACUCGUCCCGGGUCAUAUCCACGUGUCACAACAGGAAGAAAUUCAUAACUGA